This is a messenger RNA of Penicillium paradoxum, 615 nucleotides long. RefSeq names its product xanthine phosphoribosyltransferase. Lineage: Eukaryota; Fungi; Ascomycota; Eurotiomycetes; Eurotiales; Aspergillaceae. The transcript is spliced from 5 exons. The record is from RefSeq and is a predicted model, not a curated record. Gene Ontology annotation, cellular component: cytoplasm. Gene Ontology annotation, molecular function: hypoxanthine phosphoribosyltransferase activity. Bases 1 to 615 code for a protein of 204 amino acids. Gene Ontology annotation, biological process: IMP salvage; GMP salvage; hypoxanthine metabolic process.
AUGCCGCAGAAGGUCUAUGUCACUUACAACCAGGUCCACAAGCUCUGCCAGAGCUCGGCGACCCAGAUCCUCAAGGAGUUCCACCCCAAUCUUAUGAUCGCCAUCGGCGGUGGUGGUUACGUUCCUGCCCGCAUCCUUCGAUCUUUCCUUAAGCAACCCGGUGACCCCAACAUCCCCAUCCAGGCUAUUGGCCUCUCCCUUUACGAGGACUUGGGCCGUGGAGAUGCCGAGGAAGUUCCUGGCACUAAGGUUACUCGCACGCAAUGGCUGGAUAUGAGCUCGCUGGAGAUGGCCAACUUGAUUGGCAAGAACAUCCUCAUCGUCGACGAGGUUGAUGAUACCCGUACAACUCUGGAGUAUGCUGUGCGCGAGCUCGAGAAGGAUGUCGAGCUUGCUCAGAAGCAGCUCGGUCGCGAGGGCGAGAAGACCAACUUCUUUGUCUUUGUUCUGCACAACAAGGACAAGGCUAAGAAGGGUGUCCUGCCCACCGAUAUGAUGGAGACCGGCCGCUACCAUGCCUCGGUCACCACCGAGGAUGUCUGGAUUUGCUACCCUUGGGAGGCUAAGGACAUCGAGGAGCACGAUGCUCUGGCCAAGGAGAACCCUCUCAUCUAA